AUGAACCCUUACUCGUGGCCUAUGACCUCGGCCUCGGGCCAGGAAACUUGGCGUGGAGCUCAUAAUGGUAUACCUUUACCAGCACAUGGUGUCCUCCUCAUCAUCGCCGGAAAUCCCCAGUCUGUCCGCAUAAUUGCGUACAUCGACGAGAGCAUCGAGUUUUCCGUCAUCAAAACUAGCGUCGCCCAGCGAUUGGGAACGAUUGUACACCCAGUUCCUCAGCAAUACAGCAUCAUGAUUCCGCGAGUUGGUCUUGUUACGCCGGAAGAAUGGGUGACCAUCACAUGCGACAUCCCGGAGAUCGGGGUUGAAAGGAAGACAGUCAAUGUGCAAAUGGCAGAAUGGAAUGAUCCUUUGGUUCACAUGUUCAUUGGCCGCCGUUUCCUCAGCCAACUGCUCACUGUGAGCCCAGAAGCCACCAACUACCACACCCCGCCAUGUUCGCAAUCUCAUGUGGCUGCUCCAUCUGCAGCUGCUGAACAGCCGGCACCACAGCUGUUUCUCAAUGGAGCCGCAGCCGUUGAAAGUCCCGGAUCUGUGAUAGUUCAACAUGGCAACAACACGCCACCCAUGGGAUUCGUCACCAGCUUCCUUGGAGCUUCCUCCACUCACCAACUUCAAGUCCCGAAUUCGCAUUCUCCCUUUUCCAUUACGCACAGCACUGCCGACUUUAAUAGCUCUUCUAGCUGGGCCCCGAUUUCAGCUCCAAGCAAUAUAUUCUCACUCAACACGUUUCCCACCUCAUCAGUAACCAGCGGUGAGCCGGCAAACUACAGCCUUGAAGAUAACAACACAACUGCUUUAACCCAAAACGGAGGCGAUGCGACAUCCUUUCACUUCGAUGCUAAUUACGACUGCGAUGCUGAUCAUGAUUACGAUGCUGAUUACGACUACGAUAUGCUCAACGCUCAGGCUCAAGCUGAGGAGGAGCUAUUCGAGGGACAAUGCGAUGACUGGACAUUCUGA
Molecule: messenger RNA, 966 nt
Organism: Podospora pseudocomata
Lineage: Eukaryota; Fungi; Ascomycota; Sordariomycetes; Sordariales; Podosporaceae
Exons: 1
Coding region: 1-966 (321 amino acids)
Source: RefSeq, a predicted model, not a curated record